Messenger RNA from Megachile rotundata (alfalfa leafcutting bee), 926 nucleotides. RefSeq lists its product as uncharacterized. The record is from RefSeq and is a predicted model, not a curated record. Lineage: Eukaryota; Metazoa; Arthropoda; Insecta; Hymenoptera; Megachilidae.
AUUUACGUCGGAAGUUCUCGAGAAGCUUUCGAGCUUUGAAGAGUAUAUGCGGAAAGCUGAGACCGUUCAAGAAAAAUGAGGACUACUUCAAGCAUCGAAUCCUCAUAGUGGCAAGGUGUCCAGCAAACUCGAUCGACGAAAAAUUGAAAAUGGGAACCAAAACGAUACUGAUUUGUCGUCGGCACGCGGUACUUCGACAUCCGCCUUCCAGUUCAUCGAGCACAAAUUCCAAUCACGAUUACUACGAAUUUUAAAAAUAUAAUCGAGGGAUGAAUAAACCACGGGACAACAAUGAAACAGGGAUAUCGAAACGAUGGCAGUCGUCUCAAACGGAGGCUACAUUAUUAAAUCAGAAUACUCGUCAGUCUGGUACCAUUCAUGAAUACGAAGGUGAUCGAUUAGGAACAGAAGUAAAGAAAUCUUGCGACAAAUCAUGCACGAAGAAGGUCAAAUCCCCCACUAGGAGUGGCUGCUCACGAUAUUGCACUGGGAUAAAACAAGACGUGGAUGAAAGUUUUGAGACGGUGUGUACCUCGAGGAAGAGGAAUAAAUUGGGGUACAGGAUGAAGAGGAGCAAAAAGAAGUUGCAGGAAAUUUCUGACCAUGUGAAGAAGAGGACCAAACUGUCAAUGAAAAGGAUAAAAAAAAUGUACGAGAACCUGAACGUGAGAAGAGCAGCAGGAUUCACCUGCGAUCUCAAAAAAUGCGAGAGUACGUUGUUCGAUUGCAGCACGAACGAAUGCGCAAAACCCAACAUGCUGUUCAACACGGUUCACAAGCUGAGAGACAAGUUCACUAGGGACAAGGAGGACAUACGUCACACGGUCUGCCAUUCGAAAUCGUCUCGUGUGGGUACAAAAAACGAUCUGAAGGUGUUGAAAGAACAAUCAACGGAGACGAACGUGGAAGAAGAAACGAGCAUGUAA